Messenger RNA from Caenorhabditis elegans, 616 nucleotides. It is a transcript of the gene ZC239.22, whose product is annotated as FTH domain-containing protein. Lineage: Eukaryota; Metazoa; Nematoda; Chromadorea; Rhabditida; Rhabditidae. The record is from RefSeq and is marked reviewed. The transcript has 4 exons. The coding region runs from base 50 to 478 and encodes 142 amino acids.
AAAGGCUACCACUUUCUCCAGUUUAUUUUUUUCCGGGUAAACAGCCUCAAUGCUAAACUUCAUUUUCAGCAAAUUUGUAUUAUUCUUAAUUCUGUCUGCAAGUUUCACGUACUCCAUUAAGUUCACAGCACUUGUGAAUUUGAGAUGUCGGAGCUAUGCGGUUUGGUAUAGCCAUUCCUCGAUGUGGGAGAAGGAUUCUUUGACCCCAGACGACCUUCUCGCCUACGAAGGAUCCACACGGAACGAAAAGGAAACUCGAUUCUACAAUCUUACGAGCGAGGACACUUGGGAUGAAUGGCUGAGUAAUGCCUUCGAAAUACAAAUCCACAUCUCUCAUAAUUGCAGCACAAAUGGAGUUCUACAAAUCCGGAAAUUGAAACGAAUUCCUAAGUUUUUGUUGCAGGAUGUGAAAGAAGAAAUUAUCAAUUUUGAGAUUGAUGUCACCAACAGUGGGGAGAUUGUUCAUCACUAUAGAUGAUUUUUUUCUAAUAAAAUUUCCAAUUUAAUUCCAGCUCCCCUACGCUUUGUAGCUCAAUGAGCAGACCUUGUGAUUCACACUUUUCCCACGUUUUAACUGCUGAUAAGACUUUAAUGCAAUAUAAAUUUUUUGCUCAAA